Messenger RNA from Aphanomyces astaci, 831 nucleotides. RefSeq lists its product as hypothetical. The record is from RefSeq and is a predicted model, not a curated record. The coding region runs from base 1 to 831 and encodes 276 amino acids. Lineage: Eukaryota; Oomycota; Saprolegniomycetes; Saprolegniales; Verrucalvaceae. The transcript is spliced from 2 exons.
AUGACCAAGAAGAACUCGACCAAGGCCGAGCUUCUUGCACACAUCCAAGCACUCGAGCAUCGUGUGGCCGGAUCAUCUUCGGGGAUGGGCAAUGCAGUAGACAACCUCGCUCAUAGGAAGCGCACCCCUGUCGAAUACACGGACUCUAUAGUGGUCGCGUUGCUAGAGCUUGGCUUCAAUGCUUACCGCAACGCGUUUAACGGCAGCAGAUCGGCAAAGCAACUCAACUUGCUCUGGGAAAGAUUGACCGUGCAGUUCAACAUCGCGACGAACCAAAUAUUCAAUGUUGACGCCGACUCGAUUAAGAACAAGCUGCGAAAGCUUCGUGCAGAGUUUAUGGUUAUCCAACGCGCCUUGGUCCAGACCGGCAACGUCACACCAGUGCCCAAGCCUUCGUAUUACGCAGAGAUGCUAACGGCGUAUGCAAGCUUGCAAGGACUUGGCGACAUUGAGUUCGGGAUGGAGUGUGUACCCUUGGUUGAUGAUGGGGACGGUGCAGCUUGCGAUGCUGACUCUCAGUCCAACAAUGAUGAGUAUACUGUACCAGCAGCCAAAAAACGGAAGGCAGAAGUCGACAUGGAGAUGAAGCGGCAACGCCAAGGCCGCAAGCACGCUCAAACUGACAUCAGCCAGGGUCUGGAGAAGUUUGGCAACACCCUCGGUGCCGCAAUUGUUCAGGCAGCCAAUGUCAAGAAUGCUCCCGUUGGAGGACCCGACAUGGCAGCGCAAAUGGCUAAACUUUUGGAAGUUGCUGAAAGCACGAAGGCCAGCAUCGAUAGUUCCAACCAAGUUCAAAUGAAACUUCUAGCUUUUCUGGAAACUAAGUUCUAA